UUGUUUAUAAAUGGCGUCCGGUUCUGGUUUCCGCGGCGUUCCCUGCCCGAUAUUUCGGGCUUGGGACGGCGGAAACAGGCCUUGGAGGGUGUCAGGAGCUUGGAAUCGAGCCUGUACAACAAGGCCAACGAGCUCCAAGAGGACAUUAGUUUGAAACGAUUCGACCUCCACGUCGCACAGAUACACUUGGCAGCUGUCAAAGCUCAGUUCUCCUUGUUUCGGGGGAAGGAGGUGGAAGCAGUGAGCGAGGAGAAGAACUGCCGCGACCGCAAGGCGACGACCCCGGCCCUGCCGGUGACAGGCACCAUUAAGAACAAGUGGCUCAAGGCUUUCCGAAGCCUCAAGACCGGCACCAGCAGCGGCGGUGCCAGUGGGGCCUCGGACAAGCCUGACGCAUCCGACAAGAGGGGAAAGUCCGGCAACUCGGGCGGCGGCUCAUCUUCCUGGGACACGGGCCAGCACAUGUUCCAAGAGUACACCUACAAGAAGGUGACCGCCUGCGAUGCCUGCCGGGAGAUCCUCAGAGGUCAUGUCCGUCAGGGACUCAAGUGCAAACUCUGCAAGUACAACGUCCACAACGAGUGUCAAGAGAAGGCCGGCCGCUGUCAGCCCAAGCCCCGUCUGCUUCGGAGGCAGCGUUCUGCAUCCGAGAUCGAGACCAAGAUCAUCCCCGCCGAGCCAGAGGAAGAAAGACCCGUGACCGUGGCGACGGGCAUCCCGGAUGCGGUUGAUCCCAUCUACCAGCUCCUGAAGCAGGCUGGCGACCUCGGAGGCGGCGGCCGGCGUGGCGAAAAGGAAGGCUCCCUGGCGCCACGUCUGAGCGGCGGCGGCGGCGAAAGCAGCAGCAUCACGUCGAGCGUGGCCUCGCUGCAGCAGAGGCGGCCUCGGUCUAAUGCCUCUUCGUCUGCUUCGUCGUCGUCGUCGCAUAUGCUCACCGUCUCGUCACACCAGCACCACCCCUCGUCCUCUGCCCCACACAGCCCCCAGCGGAAGAAGCUGUCUUUGCGCAUGAAGAGUCUCUCCUUGGACAGUCCAGAGUCCAACGAACACGCGCAUCGCCGUCGUCAACUCACAGCGCCCCAAAGCCCCGUGCAUGGGCGGAGGCAACUGCUGAGCACCAAGGCAGUGCGCAUGAGCUCGGUGGACCUUCCCGACGAUAACGAGAAGUCUCUCAGCAGCGCGUCCACUUCCCCCUGCCCCUCGCCUAAACCGCACCGCCUCCUUCCGACCAACCUCUAUGUGGUCCUGUACAACUUCCGAAGCCGCCACCAAGACGAACUCGAUCUCAAGGCUGGUGACACAGUGACUGUGAUUGACACCACCGAUCCAGACUGGUGGCAGGGCAAGUGCAUGGGCCGGUCAGGUUUCUUCCCUUCCAAGUAUGUGGCCAAGCUGCACUCUGGGGAGCGGGCACUCCAGGUCGUCCACUCCAUUCAAGUGCUGGACGGCCAUGAACCAGUCAAGCUGCUAAGGGACCAGAUUGUCAUCCAAGUCGGCGACGAAAUGGAAGGCAAAGUGCUCGUUCGUACCGGCCUUGGCGACAAGGCCCUACCCUGCCCCCUCAAGUACCUCCAGGAGGUGUGAGGACGGCCUACCGACGGAGAGGCUCUAGACCGACGCGAGAUCGUGGGGUCUUCAGUGACGACGCGCCACGUCGGUCUUGUGAAACUUAUCUUCAACGCAGCCCGAGGAGGAGGAAAGCUGCUGCACAUCGUCAAAGUGGUGGUGCUGGUCGCUCUACGUGCGCUCGUGACGAAACCUUCCGACGCGCUGCAACACUUUCUCCUCGUGUUGGAAUGUUAACAGACGACUGAUUUCUCGCCUUUACCGGCUUUUACCAAGGGGAUACUCCUGUCUUCGCGUUGGCUCCAAGUGGGACUGUUUGGCGGCUUCAAUUCUGGUCAGUGCCGCCAUGCUUGUUGUUGCUGCUCUCGUUUUAAUCGCCGAAUGUUGGAUGACAUGGGGGUUUUUUUUCGCUAGAAAGAGAGCACUGAGAUGUUUGGAGAUGAAGGAUGCGGUUUUGCCGGAUGCCAAUGCCGUCUUUUGUAGUCACUCCAGGUUUCAUGGAAUUCUUAGCGCCGUGAUUGUGUCCACUGAUCCCGCUAUGGGACUUGAGCUAAGCACUUGUCACCUCUUUGCGCACCCUUCUUCUGUCUCGCUAUCGCAAAAAAAGCAGUUAUCUUUUGCCAACGUGCAUACACGCUGAGCCCCCCCGCCCCAGCAGCUGUUGGUCGACAACUUGGCCACAAAUUUGAUUCUCGAGCCAAGACUUUCUACGCUGUAGCUUUGUUGUUGGAUAACUGGCAGAUGUAAACAAUUUGUAGAAAAUUUAAGAAAAAACUAGCACAUGGUCAUUUUGAAUAGUGCGGAGUUCUUGCUUUAGCGGCCCCAGCUUCAUGACUUACUGCACCUUCAUUAUCACUUUCCACUCGUCCCCAAGAAGCUCUCGAAUUUCCCUGCACUUAGACCGUGUGCGUGCUUGUUGUAGCAAAGCACAGUUCCCCUUCCAUCGAACAUACUCGCACGCAGAUCUCGACCGUCAACCUUUUUCAAGUCACAGUUGUCAAAACGCUUCGUGCUGCAAAGAGGGCGACCACCUUUUUUUCCUCUUUGAAAAAAAAGAUUCUGACGAAGACUAGCUUGUAGGUACCGAUUGCACGAGUGCAAUUUGCGUAGGUCGCAUUGACCAACAUUGCAUAGCUGACAAACGUGGUGUUGCCUGACUCCUGCCAAGCCAUACCCGUGCGCUUGUUUCCCCUUUAUUUAUUUAUUUAUUUAGACCUGCAGCAAAACGCGUAUAUGUUCGUUGAAAGUUGUCCAACGCUCGCCUGUUUUUACGCCAUGUUUUUACACCCGUCGGCCUAUUGCUGCAGGUCGGUUCUUUUCUGCCGGAUGUUUCCGUUAUUUUUAUCCCGUCGUACGCUACGACGGCGGUGCGAUUGCUGAUAGCACAAGUCGUAGAUAUUCAUUGGACGGUGCAGAAUAUAUGUUUCAUUCGCGUUUCGAGAGGCGUCGUGUUGCGAAAGACUAGCUUUGUGGCAUAGCAUGAUCUUUUUAACUUGUACAUAUGUACAGUGUGUGCACUUUAUAAGCAAAUACUGUUAACUGCACUUUGAAGGCUCAAUGUGGAACGCUUUCAAGCUUUGUUUGUUCUUUCUAUCGGUUUUUCCAAGGAGUCCACGGACGUGGCUCAAGAUUAUAGCUUUGUGGUUACAAAAAAAAACCAAACGGCAGCGUAGCUUGGUCGCUGCGCUGAGCACGGACUCGGAGCGAUCCCCGUGCCGUCGCUUUGUAGUUUAUGGGGUCGCGUAAGUAUAGUUGAGAAUUCUACGAUCAUCCCAGUCUCGUGAAGUUGUGUGUACCUGUGCGGAGUGUCCACAUAUCAGAAAGCUUGUGUAAGGCUGCGAGACACCAGACAAAACACCAGAUCUUGAGGCAUGCUAUCUUAAGCGGUGGCAAUCGGUUUGUCAAACGAUGCUUCGUCGACACUGCAACGUUUCAUCGACAGUUCGCUUCAUUGAAAGGUGUUUGUUUUGUCGAGAUAUUUGUAUUGUGUCAUCAAAAGCAUUUUCCUGCACACAUUGCCUCGAUUCCUGGCAUCCAGAUGGUAGCCUAGCUUGCCGAAUCCUUGGUGGUUCCAAUCGGGCCUGGUGCAAGCUCGGGCCUUAGAUUAUGCGGAGCACGGGUUUGUCUGCUUCUUGCGCAAAGGUUGCGUUGGUGUCAGAACGCCGAGCUCUUAUUUCCUGAUUGAAAAAAAUAAUGGGUAGGCCUCAAGGCAUCUAGCAUUGAGGUAUACCCACUAUCCUUUAAAGCAAAGCCAAUCGGCGCUCGGCGUCGUACUCCUGUGCACUGAUUGGGUGACCACACAUAGCACAAUCUGUAGGGAAGCUUAGGGUUAGGGCUCGCGAAUUCGUUUUUGCCCUAAUAGGGUAUAACCUGUGCAAGUUUGCUUCGGUUCCAGUAAGCUUACAGCAAAUGAAACGAAGCUAGUAUCCCAAUCCAAUCCACUUGGUAAAACAAAUAUGCCAUCGACAAAACAUCACAAGAGCGUGUGUCUACGAAACGUCAGUCUCGACGAGGCGCAUGUCGAUGGAAAGUUGUCCGCAAAACAAUGUGGACCUGCCUUGGAUUUGCAAACUUGUUGUCGAAACGUGAGGCAGUGUUGCACACGUGACAAAAUGUCAAAACUGUCUUGCAAUGUUGCAAAGAUGCCGGCACGUUUACAAAUACCACCUGCGCUUCGCGGAGCUUUUAUGGGAGCAAAAACGUGUUAAGCGAAACAGAAUGUGACCAAUGGUGCGUACGGGAAGUCCUGAGACGCAAUCUGACGUUGCGAAUAUGUCGAAACGUUGACGACGCUUUGCUUGAUCGCAGCAUGUUGGCAGUUGCUGUAUUAGGGAAAAAAACCAAGGUCUGCGAGCCGCGGCUACACGCUUGUUGGAGCGUGGUGGACCCUGUGGACGCGCUCCGUUUUUAGGCGUUUGGUUGUGAAAACGUAGGUUCAACAGCGACCGUAGGAUACAAGCACACCUCACCAGGUAACCGCACAGGCGCUAUUUUUAUAAACCGCCAAAUGGGGAAGCCUGCAAGGUCCCGAACCACGGCAGUAGCGAUCCCGGCAUUUUCGUUUCUGCGCUUUGGAAAAGCCGUAUACUGCACCUGUCACACUCUGUCAAAAUGUUUAGUGUGGAAUUCGCCGCCAUGGUGUCGUUGCCCCCCCGCCCCGUGAUACAUUGUGCGUUUCUUGGCCACCAUCCCUUGCUGACCCUGGCAUUCUAGAGUGGCAUUGAUUGUUUUAUCUGGUUGGCAAUUUAGUCUUUAAAAUAAAAAUAAAGUUGUUUUUCUGCUUU
Messenger RNA from Ixodes scapularis (black-legged tick), 4850 nucleotides. RefSeq names its product SH3 and cysteine-rich domain-containing protein (gene Stacl). The record is from RefSeq and is a predicted model, not a curated record. Gene Ontology annotation, molecular function: protein binding. NCBI's taxonomy places the organism in Eukaryota, Metazoa, Arthropoda, Arachnida, Ixodida, Ixodidae. The coding region runs from base 463 to 1584 and encodes 373 amino acids. Gene Ontology annotation, cellular component: extrinsic component of cytoplasmic side of plasma membrane. The transcript is spliced from 13 exons. Gene Ontology annotation, biological process: positive regulation of protein localization to plasma membrane; positive regulation of voltage-gated calcium channel activity; skeletal muscle contraction.